This is a messenger RNA of Coffea eugenioides, 2037 nucleotides long. RefSeq names its product protein trichome birefringence-like 5. The transcript has 5 exons. The coding region runs from base 89 to 1795 and encodes 568 amino acids. Lineage: Eukaryota; Viridiplantae; Streptophyta; Magnoliopsida; Gentianales; Rubiaceae. Gene Ontology annotation, cellular component: Golgi apparatus. Gene Ontology annotation, molecular function: O-acetyltransferase activity. The record is from RefSeq and is a predicted model, not a curated record.
UCCCCAUUCCCCAUUCCUUCACUGUGACAAAACAAAACAGAAAAAUAGAGGAAUCAAAUGCUAAUAGACCAGAACAUGCUUUCCCCAAAUGGCAACUGCCUCCACUUCUUCCCAGAAGAAAAAUCAGCGCACUCUUAGAAUUUUUAUAUUGCUGCUUUUGUUUCUCUUCACCUUAUUCAUCCUCAGCAGGGACGCUCUUGAACCCCAGUUGUCAAUCUACAGAGAUCUGUUUGUACAAACCCGUCCUCCCUCUUCCCUGAAUUUACCUUUAAGAUCUACCGAGACACUCAUUUCAGCAGAUCCUGAACUUGAUGAUAAUGCAGUAGCUUUGAUUGGUAAAAAUGGCCUAAAUACGUCUCCUGAGAAUCCCAUUUCAUCAAAAGUGAAUCUUGAGGAUGAAACUAGUGCAAAUUUAUCGCUUGCUGAUGGUAAUGAUGCUUCUUUGGAUGCACCUGCUUCAUCAAAAUCGAAUCUUGAUGGUGAAUUUCAUGAGAAAUCAACAACUAAGGAGCACCCUACAUCCUCAAAAUCUGAUUUUGGUGACAAGGACACCGGAAAAGAAGCACCGGUUGACGGUAAGGAGACAUCUUCUGAGGGACUCUUUUCAUCGGAUUCUGGAAAUGAUAAUGAAGUCAGAAAGGACUCCACUUCAAGUUCUCAAUCUGAUGAUGAUUUAAGCAACACAAAAAGGGAAAAAGAAGGGCCAGUUUCUGAAAUUUAUAGUGAAGAUUUUGCAUUGUGGAAAGGUUGUGAUUUUUACAAGGGAAAAUGGGUGAAAGAUGAGCAGUACCCAAUAUAUAGACCAGGAUCUUGUCCUUACGUUGAUGAGGCUUUUGAUUGUCAAAGUAAUGGAAGGCCAGACUCUGAGUAUUUAAAGUGGAGAUGGAAGCCAGAUGGAUGUGAUUUGCCAAGAUUUAAUGCAACAGAUUUUUUGGUUAGAUUAAGAGGAAAGAGGCUGAUGCUGGUUGGUGACUCCAUGAACAGAAACCAAUUUGAAUCACUUCUUUGCAUUUUGCGUGAAGGCUUACAUAAUAAAAGCAAAAUGUAUGAAGUUCAUGGAUACAAAAUAACAAAGGGGAGAGGCUAUUACAUCUUCAAAUUUGAGGACUAUAACUGCACAGUGGAAUUUGUACGAUCUCAUUUCCUUGUCAAGGAAGGAAUUCGUAUCAAUGCACAAGGAAACUCAAAUCCAACUCUGUCAAUAGACCGCAUAGACAAGUCAGCUGGCCGAUGGAAGCGAGCUGACAUUCUUGUCUUCAAUACUGCUCAUUGGUGGACUCAUGGGAAGACUGCUAGAGGGCAAAAUUAUUACAAAGAGGGGAACUACAUCUAUCCUAAAUUUGAUGCUGUGGAGGCUUAUAGAAGAGCUAUAAAGACAUGGUCAAAGUGGGUUGACAAUAACAUGAAGAGAGGAAAGCUGAUCUUUUAUCGUGGGUACUCAUCCGCUCAUUUCAGAGGCGGAGAUUGGGAUUCUGGUGGAACAUGUAUACGGGAGACGGAACCUGUUGUAACUGGGAGUAUCCUAGAUAGCUACCCCUUAAAAAUGAAGAUAGUGGAGGAAGUGAUCCAGGAAAUGAAAGUCCCGGUGUGUCUCCUGAAUAUAACGAGAUUAACAAACUUUAGGAAAGAUGGCCACCCAUCCGUGUAUGGUAAGAAUGUCACUGGUGGACGAAAGGUCUCCGCCAAAAGGCAAGAUUGCAGCCAUUGGUGUCUUCCUGGGGUACCCGACGCCUGGAAUGAACUAAUUUAUGCAACUUUAGUUACUGGACAAGGUUCUUUGAUGAAACAUUAUUGACACCCUUUAUGCUUUGUACACUUGAUAUUUUUCGUGUAAAGAAAUUGAGCCAGAAAUUCUCUCGCGGGGCUUAGAAAACUGGGAACCAUAGACGCCCCUCCGAGAUAGAGUUUUGUUAUCCCUGUCAAUAUGGCUGGUUACGAUCACCUGGUGACACCUUUAUGGAUGGAGAAUCAUGUACCAACAGCCAUGUACAAUAGUCUUUAGCGUGCAAAUGAAAACAAGCUAGAUUCUGUAAUUUA